CCUUCAUUACCUGGGGCACUAAUCUUCAUUUGCUCUUUAUACACAGCUCCUCUUAGUUUGACUUUGUCCACCGGUUGGACACAGAAACACGGCUGUUAUCUGGAGAUUUUUACGCAAUCCUCUCGGUUCUAUCUUUAUACUCUUCUUUAGGUGAACUAAGAAUCAAGGAUAACGAAAGAACGUCAAAUAUUUCAAAAAGAUGUGUUGUACAGGAAAGUGUGCACGCUUAGUGGGUUUGAUACUCUUGCCCUCUGCAUUUCUUUGUAUGAUCGCCAACCUGUUGUUGUUCUUUCCCAAUGGCACUGUUUUGGAAAAUGAUCAGAUCUCCCUACAGGUCUGGCUGAUGGGAGGAUUCUUAGGUGGAGGCUUGUUUAUGCUGUGUCCAAGCUGUUCAGCUAUCAGAGCUGGUGGAAAGGGCUGCUGUGGGAAGGGUUGCUGUGGAAAUCGUUGCCGCAUGCUGAGCUCUGUGUUUUCCUCUGCAUUUGGUCUAAUUGGGGCAAUAUACUGCACCAGCGUAGCAUCUGCAGCACUGGCUAUUGGACCAAAAUGCCUCCUGGCCUCAGGGUCCUGGGAGUAUCCCUUUGAGAACAUGCCCCAAGAUAAUUCCAGCUACUUGGUGGAUAAAUCUGAGUGGUCUCUCUGCAUAUACCCAGAAAAUGUAAUCCUGUGGCACAUCGUUCUCUUCUCCAUCAUACUAGGUCUGGGUGUCAUUCAGGUUGUGCUACUUGGCAUCCAGGUCAUUAAUGGCUGCAUGGGUUUUCUAUGUGGGGACUGUCGAAAAAGCCCAGAGGAUGAUGGAGGAUUGUGAAUGGAAGAUAUUAUCAAGACAUAAUCAACGAAUCAAAUUCCAUAAUAGAUCUUUUGUUCGCUGAUAGGUAGCAGCUACACUCUGUAUACUGUAUCUAUUUAUUACAAUGACCUAUCUACAUGAUCGUGUGAUAUAUAAAAAUACAAUUUUAUCAAUUUUGUCUUUAAUUCACAACAGGAUCUAUGUUCUUUAGUGCAUUUAUUGUAAGUCAUCUGAAAGCAAUAUUCCAUAUGUGAACAUUGUUUCUACAGUACACGGUGUCAACUUUGCACACUGUGCUAUUUAUCCUGCUAUUACAAUCAAUUAUUAAACUUGAUAUGGCAGGGAUAUGUAUUAAUUAUCAACUAAAAUUGAGCAACAUCUCUAAAAUAGAGCUUGAAGCUCUCAGGGUGGACAAUAAAAUUGGUUUUACCUUUGACUCCA
Hemibagrus wyckioides is the source of this 1231-nucleotide messenger RNA. RefSeq names its product transmembrane 4 L six family member 5 (gene tm4sf5). The transcript is spliced from 5 exons. Bases 200 to 808 code for a protein of 202 amino acids. The record is from RefSeq and is a predicted model, not a curated record. NCBI's taxonomy places the organism in Eukaryota, Metazoa, Chordata, Actinopteri, Siluriformes, Bagridae. Gene Ontology annotation, cellular component: membrane.